This is a messenger RNA of Vitis vinifera (wine grape), 3145 nucleotides long. RefSeq names its product receptor-like protein EIX2. The transcript has 2 exons. Gene Ontology annotation, molecular function: protein binding. Lineage: Eukaryota; Viridiplantae; Streptophyta; Magnoliopsida; Vitales; Vitaceae. The coding region runs from base 78 to 3044 and encodes 988 amino acids. The record is from RefSeq and is a predicted model, not a curated record.
GCCUGCUUUGCUCACAAAUCAAAAACCAAAACUUGCUAAUCCUUGUUAUUACACACUAUCCUUGCUCUGUGUUGAACAUGGCUACAAGCCCCUUUCGAUAUUUUAUUUCCCUUUUUCUGCUUUUGCUCUGUUUCGAAGCCUGUUUGAGGGUGGGUGAUGCUACAGUUGGGUGCAGAGAGAGGGAGAGGCAAGCUCUCCUUCACUUCAAACAAGGUGUUGUCGAUGACGAUGGAGUGCUUUCUUCAUGGGGGAAUGGGGAAGACAAAAGAGAUUGUUGCAAAUGGGCAGGAGUGGAGUGUAACAACCAGACGGGUCAUGUGAUCAGGCUUGAUCUUCAUGACCAAUCUUUGGGAGGUAAGAUAUCUCAGCUUGGUCCUUCAUUGGCAGAGUUGCAGCACUUGAAGCAUUUGAACCUCAGCUAUAAUGAUUUUAAAGGAAUUCUUCCCACUCAACUUGGAAAUCUUUCCAAUUUGCAAUCCCUUGAUCUCGGCAGUAAUUAUGGGCAUAUGAGCUGUGAGAACCUUGACUGGCUUUCUCACCUUCCUUCGUUAACACACCUUGACUUGAGUGGGGUUUAUCUUAGUAAAGCAAUCCACUGGCCACAAGCAAUUAAUAAAAUGCCUUCCCUAACUGAGUUAUACUUGAGUGAUACUCAGCUUCCUCCGAUUAUUCCAACAAUAUCCAUUUCCCAUAUUAAUUCUUCUACUUCUCUUGCUGUGCUUCAUCUCUCCUUGAAUGGUCUCACUUCUUCAAUAUACCCAUGGUUGUUCAACUUCAGUAGCAGCCUUGUUCAUCUUGACCUCUCUAUGACUGAUCUAAAUGAAUUAAUUCCGGAUGCUUUUGGAAACAUGACUACUCUGGCAUAUCUUGAUCUCUCUUGGAACGAGCUAUGUGGUUCAAUUCCGGAUGCUUUUGGAAACAUGACUACUCUGGCAUAUCUUGAUCUCUCUUUGAACGAGCUACGUGGUUCAAUUCCGGAUGCUUUUGGAGACAUGACUACUCUGGCACACCUUGACCUUCAUUCUAAUCAUCUAAAUGGAUCAAUUCCGGAUGCUUUUGGAAACAUGACUAGUCUGGCAUAUCUUGAUCUCUCUUCGAAUCAACUUGAAGGUGAGAUUCCGAAAUCCUUGACAGAUUUAUGUAAUUUACAGGAAUUAUCUCGGAACAAUCUCACUGGACUGAAGGAAAAAGAUUAUCUGGCCUGCCCUAAUCACACAUUAGAGGUUUUAGAUUUAUCUUAUAAUCAAUUGAAAGGGUCAUUUCCCGAUCUUUCUGGAUUUUCACAGUUGAGAGAAUUAGAUCUUGAAUUCAAUCAACUAAAUGGAACUUUACCUGAAAGUAUUGGACAACUAGCUCAACUUCAAGUGUUGUCCAUUCGUUCAAAUUCAUUGCGAGGCACUGUCUCGGCAAACCACCUUUUUGGUCUCUCCAACCUGUCUUACUUAGACUUAUCUUUCAACUCCCUUACAUUCAACAUAAGCCUUGAGCAAGUUCCCCAAUUUCGAGCCUCAGGUAUAAUGUUGGCCUCUUGCAAAUUAGGCCCACGUUUUCCUAAUUGGCUUCAAACUCAAGAAUUUUUUAGCGAACUUGAUAUCUCUGCUUCUGGAAUUUCAGAUGUCAUUCCCAAUUGGUUUUGGAAUUUAACUUCAGAUUUAAAAUCGUUAAACAUUUCCAACAAUCACAUCUCAGGGACAUUGCCCAAUUUAACUUCAUAUCCAUCUUAUUUGGGAAUGGAUAUGAGUUCAAAUUGCUUGGAAGGUUCAAUACCACAAUCUGUUUUCAAUGCUAGAUGGUUGGAUCUCUCCAAGAACUUGUUUUCAGGCAUUUCUUUAUCGUGUGGGACUCCUAAUCAGCCUGGUUGGGGUUUGGCUCAUCUUGACCUCUCAAAUAAUCGACUGUCAGGAGAACUACCCAAUUGUUGGGAGCAGUGGAAAGAAUUAAUUGUUCUUAAUUUGGCAAAUAAUAAUUUUUCUGGGAAAAUUAAAGAUUCAAUUGGCUUGUUACAUGGGAUGCAAACAUUGCAUUUACGUAACAAUAGUUUUACUGGAGCACUGCCUUCAUCCUUAAAGAACUGCAGAGCUUUGCGUCUUAUAGAUUUGGGAAAAAAUAAAUUGUCAGGAAAAAUAACAGCAUGGAUGGGAGGAAGUCUGUCAGAUUUGGUCGUUCUCAACCUCAGAUCUAAUGAAUUUAAUGGAAGCAUACCUUCAAGUCUUUGUCAACUGAAACAGAUUCAAAUGUUGGACCUCUCUAGCAACAAUCUAUCAGGAAAGAUACCAAAAUGUCUCAAAAAUUUAACUGCCAUGGCUCAACAAGGAAGUCCGGUCCUUUCUUAUGUAGCAUUUUACGGUUUGGAUAUCCCACAUUACUAUGUUGAUAGUACAUUGGUUCAAUGGAAAGGAAAAGAACAAGAGUACAAGAACACUCUUGAACUCAUCAAGAGCAUUGAUUUUUCAAGCAAUAAAUUAAUUGGUGAAAUUCCUAUAGAAGUAACUGAUUUGGUAGAAUUGGUGUCAUUGAAUUUAUCAAGAAACAAUUUGAUUGGAUCAAUCCCUACAACAAUUGGUCAAUUGAAAUUAUUGGAUUUUCUUGAUCUAUCUCAAAACCAACUUAAUGGUAGAAUUCCGGAUACUCUUUCUCAAAUAGCCGAUCUAAGUGUUUUAGACCUAUCAAAUAACACCUUGUCAGGUAAAAUUCCAUUAGGCACUCAAUUACAAAGCUUUGAUGCCUCCACAUAUGAGGGAAAUCCUGGACUUUGUGGACCACCUCUUUUGAAAAGGUGUCCUGAAGAUGAACUUGGGGGAGUCUCCUUCACUAGUGGUCUUAGUAGUAAAAAAGAGGACAUUCAAGAUGAUGCAAAUAAUAUAUGGUUUUAUGGAAAUAUUGUUCUUGGAUUCAUCAUCGGAUUUUGGGGAGUUUGCGGCACUUUACUAUUCAAUAGUUCAUGGAGAUAUGCCUAUUUCCAGUUCUUGAGCAAGAUAAAGGAUUGGUUGUACGUGACAACAAUAGUAAAUAUGAAUAGAAUACGAAGGAGCCUGCAAGGUUAAAUGGUAAGACUUCUCAAAUUCUCUUUUUAGUUUUUCGGGUAAAAUGUGUUAACUUCUAUUUAUUAUCCAACAAUUAAGAAUAAAAAGUACACUUUAUGCUA